UUGGGGAGCAGGAUCCCCUUGUGUGUGUGGGUGUAGUGUAUGGGAGACAUCAUAGCAGCUAGUCGCCAUCUACUAGAUCGGGGACAACUGAACAGAAGAGAUGAAGCCUGCAGAGGAGAAGACUGGUGGGGAAUGGCAUAUACAAGUUAUAUAAUGGCGAAGAAUAGUGCUGCUCUCCAUGUGCACACACAACUGCUUAUCCUGAAAAGUCACCUGUAGUGACAGCCUUGUGCAAACAGGUGCAGUCUAGACUCCAGUCUAUAGCAUGAAGUGCAUUGUUCUCACUGGACUACAGGUGGCACAAAGACCUCAGCCUUGGGGCCGCAGACGAUGAACCUUCCAGGACUUCCAUCCAUAAGACCAGCCGUAUACUAACCCCAACUUGUACAAUCACAGAUCCAAGUCUGAAGUGAGCAGGUCCUGCUUCCAUACUGCUCUUCUCCCCUCCCCUUAGAGGCUCCUAGAUAUUUCCACAAAGCCCCUCACAUCUGCCAGGGAAGGCAGGACAUCCCCCCGUCCCACAUCUGGGCUGGAUCCUUCAUACUUGGGAGACUGCGAUUAGAGGAAUACUUGAGAUGGCAUGAAGUGACUCUCUUCUUCAUCUUUAUCUCAGCAAGUGCAAUGUGUCCCUGUAGUUUGGCUUUUCUCUUGACACUCCUGUUGAUCUCCUCACAUGGAGUACGAGGACAAGAGGAGGAGGAGGAGGAAGAAGAGGAGGAGGACGAGCUAUGGGAAUUUGUGACUGAAGCCCCCUUAGAGUGUCCCAAGGACUGUACCUGUACCCAAGAAGGAGUAGUCAACUGUGCAGGAGUGGAUCUGAAGGAGUUUCCUGUUGACCUUCCUGAAAAUACAAACCACUUAUCUUUGCAGAAUAAUCGAAUAGAAGAAAUUCCUCCAGAGGAUCUGAUCCGACUACAAAGACUUGAAACCCUAAACUUACAGAACAAUCGUCUUACGUCAAGAGGACUCCCUGAUGAUCUCUUCGAACAGCUCGAGAAUCUGAAUUAUCUGUACUUGGCAAAUAAUAAGCUCACCUUGGCACCAAGGUUCCUCCCGAACUCUCUCAUAAGCGCAGACUUUGCCGCCAAUUAUAUCACCAAAAUCUAUGGAAUGACGUUUGGACAUAAGCCAAAUCUACGGUCUGUGUAUCUACACAACAAUAAGCUGACGGACGCUGGCCUACCAGACAACGUGUUCAACCGCUCAGACAAUGUGGAGAUCCUUAUAAUGUCCAGCAACUUCCUGAGGCACGUCCCCAAGAACCUGCCCCCAGCACUGUAUAAACUGCACAUGAAGAACAACAGAUUGGAGAAGAUUCCUGCAGGAGCUUUCAGCCAUCUCACAGGUCUGCGUGAGCUUUACCUGCAAAAUAACUUCCUUUCUAAUGAAGGAAUGAACAAUGAGACCUUUAUGAAUCUAAACAGACUGGAGUAUCUUGACCUUUCGAGCAAUAACUUAACGCACGUUCCGAGCGGUCUACCUCGUAACAUUGUCAUUCUUCAUCUGGAAAAAAACUCCAUAAGGAAUAUUUCUAAUGAUGUUUUGACGCAGAUUAGAAAUCUAGAGUAUCUUUUGCUCCACAACAACAAGCUGAGGGCUCGAGGUAUUCAUCCAUUAGCCUUCCUUGGAUUAAAGAAGUUACACACUCUUCAUAUGUACAACAACUUGCUGGAGAAGAUACCCGCAGGGCUUCCACGUAGGGUGAAGACUCUCAUGCUCCUUCACAACCAGAUCACUGGGAUUUCUAAAGAUGAUUUUGCCACAACUUAUCUCCUUGAGGACCUGAACCUGAGAUACAACAAGAUUAUGAGCAGUGCAGUACAUAAAGACGCUUUCCGCAAACUGAGGCUCCUCAAGACCUUGGAGCUAUCUGGUAACUUUUUGAGAUCUGUGCCACAUGGACUCCCCAAAAAUUUGGAAAUUUUGAGACUAAAUGAUAAUGAAAUUAGCUCCAUACCACAAGACACACUGGCUGGGAUGUCGAAACUUAAAGAAAUUUAUAUGAAAAACAAUAAACUUAAGAUCAGCUCCAUCUACACCGGGGCUUGGUCAGAACUUAAUAGUCUCCAGCUUCUUGACUUGUCAGGAAACUUGCUGACUUAUGUUCCACCCGACCUUCCGGAGAGUCUUGAAUACCUGUAUCUCCAGAGUAACAAGAUUUCUAUCAUCACUGAUAGCGCCUUCCAGUCUACUCCCAACCUAAAGGGCAUUUUCCUCAGGUUUAAUACGCUAACGCCACAGUCAGUGAUGGAGUCUGCCUUCGAGGGACUGGAGAAGCUGCAGGUCUUAGACAUUGAGAACAAUCUAGCUUUCAAAGUCACCAAGAAGGAAAAAGAAGAAGAUACAGAAAAAGAUGAUUAAGAGCAAAAAUAUUAGUGGAUCUGCCUUCUAUGACCUCCUCUCGUCUGGCUUUGCUGAGCAUUGUAGAUCCCCUAGGCAAUGGAAGAAAGAAGAAGACUCAAUCAACUGACAUGAGAAAAAAAAUGUCCUCCACGGACCCCGCAAAAGCUGGCUUUUGUUCUAUUUUUAUAUUUUAUUUGAGGUUUAUGGGUAAAUCAGUAGAUGACUGAAGCUUCAGAUCUCCUGGACGAGCAGAUUCGUGUGAUGUCCGGUUACUGAAGUGUAUGGCAGUACGGCCAAGAUAAAUUAUUUAUAUAGCUAUCAUUAUUCUUAUGAUACUAUAUGAUAAAAAAAUAUAUAUAUAUUAAUCUACAUUGUUAUGGGGGCUGUUGAGUCCUGUGUAAAGAAAGCUUUAUCACUGUAGAAUGAGAAGAGCUUUCUAAUAUACUUUGUAAUGCAGUGUCGCACCAUCACAGCAGAGAGUUUGUUACAAUUGCUCCGUGAGCUAAACAGUCUGGACUCCUUUAUUUACAUUGAUGCAUUGUUAAGAACUGAUGCUGCACUUAGAGCAGUGGUCUCCAAAUCGUGGAGCUCCAGCUGUUGCAAAACUACAACCCCCGCAUGCCCGGACAGCCGUUGGCUGUCCGGGCAUGCUGGGGUUUGUAGUAUUGCAACAACUAGAGAUACACAGUCAAUGGUGGGUUUAACAUUGUUUUUUUUUUCUGGCAUCCCCCGGCCACCCCCAAUCCUUUCAAAGAAAUCCUUUAGUCAUAUGAUCAAAGAAUCACAUGGCUUGUAAUGAGAAAAAUUCAGGGGUAAAAAAAACGGCAAGACUAAAACAUGUCAUUUAAAAAAAAAAAAGAUUAAAAAAAUGUCACCAAAAAAGCAUUUUGAGAGUUUUCCCACAAAGAAAAUAGGUGUAAACUGAUACUAUAUGUAAAAUUGAAUUAGAACUCCAGCAAAAAGAAACUUUUAGUAAACAAAGUAGCUGAUCACGGGAGAGGUCCGACCACUCCGGGACGGUACCCCCUCUUUCUCAGUGAGGAGAGUGUGUCAUCUACUGGAAAAAAAAACUAUAUAUGUGAGAAGAACAC
Molecule: messenger RNA, 3434 nt
Organism: Hyla sarda
Lineage: Eukaryota; Metazoa; Chordata; Amphibia; Anura; Hylidae
Gene: PODN
Product: podocan
Exons: 12
Coding region: 622-2361 (579 amino acids)
Molecular function (GO): protein binding
Source: RefSeq, a predicted model, not a curated record